Molecule: messenger RNA, 1787 nt
Organism: Ostrea edulis (European flat oyster)
Lineage: Eukaryota; Metazoa; Mollusca; Bivalvia; Ostreida; Ostreidae
Product: S-methyl-5'-thioadenosine phosphorylase-like
Exons: 8
Coding region: 111-968 (285 amino acids)
Biological process (GO): nucleoside metabolic process
Cellular component (GO): cytosol
Molecular function (GO): S-methyl-5-thioadenosine phosphorylase activity
Source: RefSeq, a predicted model, not a curated record
GCAGUUUUGAAUUUCCCGCCAGAGAAGUGAAAGUGAAAGAGCGAAGGGAAGUAACUGUUGCAGAUCCUCUGUAAAUGGCACGUUGUUAAAUGUAAGACGAUCCUAUAAUCAUGUCCUCUGGGGAUCAUAAGGUGAAAAUUGGCAUUGUAGGAGGUUCAGGAUUAUCAAAUCCAGAAAUCUUGAAGAAUGGCAAGGAGGUGUCCAUGGAUACACCUUUCGGAAAGCCUUCCGAUGUCUUGAUCACAGGUGAAAUAGAAGGAGUUCCAUGUGUUCUUCUCUCCAGACAUGGGCGGGGACACAGAAUCAACCCCACCAAUGUGAACUACCGUGCCAAUAUCUGGGCCCUCCAACAGGUGGGCUGUACCCACCUCCUGGUAACCACUGCAUGCGGCUCCCUACAGGGCAACAUGCACCCUGCAGAUAUCGUGGUUAUUGACCAGUUCAUCGACAGAACACAGAAGCGACAGCAGACAUAUUUUGAUGGUGAGCCAUCUUCACCCCCAGGGAUCUGCCACCUCCCAAUGGCGGAACCGUUCUGUCCCAGGACAAGAAAGAUUUUAUUUGACUGUGCUAAAGACCUGGGCAUAUCCUGCCAUGAGAAGGGGACCAUGUUAACUAUAGAGGGCCCACGCUUCUCCUCCCGGGCGGAGAGCACGCUCUGGCAUUCCUGGGGGGCACAUUGUAUCAACAUGACAACAGUACCCGAGGUGAUCCUGGCCAAGGAGUUAGGAUUGUGUUACGGAGCGCUGGCGCUGGUGACGGAUUACGACAGCUGGAGGGAAGGGGAGGAAGCUGUGAAUGUGGAAAAUGUGAUGAAAACAUUUAAAACUAAUGCUACCAACGCUACAGCAGUGAUCCUGAAAGCCAUUCCACUCAUCGCUAAGCAGAACUGGACAGAAACUCUGGAGGAAAACAAGGCAAGUGUCUGUCCAUCCAUCCACAAAAAUUUACAAUCUAGUCGAGUUUAAUCCCAGAUUAAUUGCUAUGGACUGAUUUAAAUUUUAUUCGAAAUAUACAUUUCAGGGAUGUGAUUUUUCCUAUUUGUAGAGGAAAUCCUCUGAUUUGCUCAAUUUUUGGAAAAAAAUGAAACACUCUGGAUUUGAUUUAAAGGAAUUCAGUCACAUCCCUGACAUGUAAAGCAUCUACAGUUUGAUAAAAAUAGUUAUACAUAUUUUAUAAAAAUUUACAUAGAUUGCGACAAUUAUUGUCGGAAACCCAUGGUUGAUUACACUUCAUUCCUCUCUCCAUCAUCCAUUCAUUCCUACUCGCUCGUUCUCAUGAAUAAUUAGUGAGGUAAUUUGAUUGGGUGCUCAUAGUAUACCCUGAGCAAAUUUGUCCAAUCAACAAGACUCUUUCAGCCCAAUUUUGGUAUACAAUUGUUAUGAUAUCAAAGUUAUGUUAAUGCUACUUUUAAAAACAGAAGAGUUCUGUUAGUAGAUCUAUAAUGAUAACUGUGAUUUGACAAUAUUUUUAAAUAUUUAUUCACGAGACUGAGCGAGUAAGAAUGAAUGGACCCACGUGUGAUGGAGAGAGGAAUGAAGCGCGUGUUUCCGACAAUGUGUGACAGUUAGUUUGGAAUUAAACUCCAAUCCACUAUAGAUAUUAAUUUCCACAGACUUUUGGGACAGUAUUUGUAUAUUCCAGAUUAAUUAUUUUGGAACAAGUUGAUAUACAAAUACAAUUUGAUUCUACAUAAUUGAUCAAAAUUACAAGAAAUCUGUGUGUCAGUUUCCCGACAUUAAUUAUAUUGAACCCCUCCUGAUGAAAUUAGUCUGUAUCAAGCAUUA